AUGGACUCUAAUAAUUCUUCCAAUACCACCAAUGAUACAGCCAAUUGUAUUCCUCUUGUUCUUGAGGGAUACCAUUACAUUCCAUGGAUGUACACAGUGUUGGGUGCUUGCAUCCGAACCCCAUUAGAGCAAGCCUCGUUUUGGAUUGGUCUGAGUAGUAUUGGUUUUUGGCUUUUCGCAAACCUUCCUCAAAUUAUUGAAAAUUAUAGAAAAUCAAAUGCGGAUUCAUUAGCACCUGCAUUUCUUCUGCAGUGGAUUUUGGGAGACUCUUUGAAUUUAAUUGGCUCAAUUUUGGCAGAUCAAUUACCGACACAAAUAGCAACUGCAGUGUACUACGUUCUUAUGGAUUUUAUUUUAAUUGGCCAAUACAUUUAUUAUAAAAUCAAAGAAAGGAUAAAACAAAAGAAAGCAAACAAUAUUAAUAUUAAUAUUGGUUUCGACGAAAAUGGAACUAAUGGAAACGAAGUGUCAGUGACCUAUAGCGGUACAGAUGAAACUCAAUCUCUCAUUGUUCAUAAUGAUAACGGAAAUACCAACAUGAAAAGCUAUAGCAAAAUUUUAGGUGUUUCUGCUUUAUUUUUCACAGCUGGUUUAUUAUGGCUGCAAUCAUUUGGUUUCAGUAGCUCUUCCCAUCUUGUUGAAAAUAGUGUUAACAGAGUUGGAAGAAAAUUGUUAACAGUUUCUGAGGACUACAUUGACUACAAUGAUCAAUACUGGCCAAUUUAUGGAAAGGAUAUUGCUGGAUAUGUUAUUGGAUCGGUGAGCACUUGCUUAUAUCUAGGCUCUAGAGUCCCACAAAUCAUUAAGAAUUUCCGUAGAAUGUCAACUGAUGGAUUGUCUCCAAUUUUGUUUAUUUGCGCUUUCAUGGGUAAUACCACAUACGCCGCAUCUUUAUUCCUCUACAAUUCCAGCUGGCAAUUUAUUGUUUCAAGACUUCCAUGGAUAAUUGGUAGUGCAGGAGUGUUGGUCAUGGACUCGACAAUUUUGAUGCAAUUCCUGUUUUUCAAUGUGAUCCUUAAAAAGAAGAAGGAGCUCAACGAGGUCAAAUUUGAAAAGUUGGAGGAAGAAUCAGAUGUUGUGGAUGAAAAUAAAUAA
Molecule: messenger RNA, 1095 nt
Organism: Naegleria fowleri
Lineage: Eukaryota; Heterolobosea; Eutetramitea; Acrasida; Naegleriidae
Exons: 4
Coding region: 1-1095 (364 amino acids)
Source: RefSeq, a predicted model, not a curated record